CCGCCGAGGAUGAGCGCGGGCUGCGGGCGGGAACCCCCGCGGAAGAAAGCCCGGUCUGGCCCCGGCAGCCCCGGCGGCGGCUCCCAGGGAGAGCGGCAGGAGGGGCCCGGGGGCAGCAGCUCCGCCACCGCCGUGGGGAACAAAGUUUGUAAACAGCAGACAAUUACCAGUUGGUUGGAGAAUAAAGGACCCAAGGCAACGGAGUCCAAAAGCUUGCACAGCAAAAUUAAUAACAAUACUGAAGCAAAUCCUAAGAUGACUUCCGUUAAAAAAGAGAACUUUUGUGAGAAUGAUGUGAAAAAGUUAGAGAAUACUUGUCAGCAAAAUAAUGCAAAAAUAUCUGUGGAAGUUGGUGCAAAGCAAGUAAAUUUGCCUCAGACAGGCAGCAUGUGUAGCUGGGAGGCCGAGGAAAAAGAUGCAGUCUUAGAUACAGAUCCUGUGAAGGGGCUGCAGUCUGCAGAGCUCUUUAAAAAUGCCAACAUUGAUCAGAUGCACAAAACUGGCAAGCAGAGGGGCUGUGAAGAAAGCAGUGCCACUUGGACUCAGAGGAAGGUGUCAGCAGGCCGGGCUUCAAAAGCAGGAAAUUCCAAACCUUCAAAAGACAUGGAGACAGAUGGACAGGUGGCUUCAUGCAAUCCACAGAAGCUGAAGAGUUGCAAUUCUGUCUGUUUAACGGGUGAGCAAGAGGAGGGGGAUGUAGUUCCAGAAAGUCCACUUUCAGAUGCUGGUUGUGAUGCCUGUAUAUCUGAUCUUGGAGGUCCUGAGAAACUGAGCAAAUGUCAGAGCAGUUCAGGGGACUCACCUGCUUUUGAGAAAGAAAGUGAACCAGAGUCACCAAUGGAUGUGGACAAUUCUAAAAAUAGCUGCCAUGGGUCAGAGGCUGAUGAAGAAACAAGUCCCUUUCUGGAUGAACGAGAGGAGAUUAAUAUGUCAAAACCCAUAAACAAAUCUUUUAGAAUUCAAUAUGGGGAUGCUGAAUUGGAGUCAAGGAAAUCACGUUUUUCUGUCAAGGGCUGUGAAAGCUUUGAGGAAGUAGAUAAUUCUGUUAAAGAGGACACUCUGCAUACAAAGGCACCUGGGAUCUCCUCUGCUCCAUCAUCAGAAUGCAAAGGUGCAAAACAGGGUGUGAAGAGAGACUCCAAAAUCACUUCUCACUUCAUGAGGAUACCUAAAGUUGAGGAGAAAAGCAGGAAAGAAAAGUGUGAAUUCAAAUCCCAGAGGCCAGGAAGGAAGGUUGCUAAAUACACACCACCUCCUCUGCCGAGCAACAAGAAAUGGUUUGGAACCCCGAUUGAGGAGAUGAGGAGGAUGCCGGCGUGUGGGGCCCGGCUGCCCCACCUGCGACCCUCGGCCGCCCACACCGUCACCGUGAGGGUAGAUCUUCUGAGGGAAGGAGAGGUACCUAAACCUUUUCCAACUCACUACAAAGAUCUGUGGGACAACAAGCAUGUUAAAAUGCCCUGCUCAGAACAAAAUUUAUACCCUGUAGAGGAUGAGAAUGGAGAUAGAACGGCUGGAAGUCGAUGGGAACUAAUCCAAACUGCCUUACUUAACAAAUUUACCUGCUCACAUGAUUUGAAGGAGGCCAUAUUGAGGUACAAUGUUGCUUAUUCCAAGAAAUGGGACUUCACAGCUCUUACUGACUUCUGUGAGAAGGUGCUUGAAGAUGCAGAGGCUCAACAUCUGUUCCAGUCCAUUCUUCCUGAUAUGGUCAAGCUGGCACUGUGUCUCCCCAGUAUCUGCACCCAGCCAAUACCUCUGCUGAAACAAAAGAUGAAUCACUCCAUCACCAUGUCCCAGGAGCAGAUCUCCAGCUUUCUGGCCAAUGCUUUCUUCUGUACUUUUCCACGUCGCAAUGCAAAGAUGAAGUCUGAGUAUUCCAGUUAUCCAGACAUUAACUUCAACAGGUUGUUUGAAGGGAGGUCACCAAGAAAGCCUGAGAAACUUAAGACCCUUUUCUGCUAUUUUAGAAGAGUCACAGAAAAAAAACCUACGGGAUUGGUGACGUUCACAAGGCAGUGUCUCCAGGAGUUUCCAGACUGGGAGAGAUCUCAGAAAAAAUUAUCUAGAUUGCAUGUCACCUAUGAAGGCACCAUUGAAAGCAAUGGACAGGGUAUGCUGCAGGUUGACUUUGCAAACCGUUUUGUGGGAGGUGGUGUGACCGGGGCAGGACUGGUACAAGAAGAAAUUCGGUUUUUAAUCAAUCCAGAACUGAUUGUAUCAAGGCUCAUCACUGAAGUCUUGGAUCACAAUGAAUGUCUUAUCAUCACAGGUACUGAGCAGUACAGUGAGUACACAGGCUAUGCAGAGACUUACCGCUGGGCAAGGAGCCAUGAAGAUAAGACCCCUAGGGAUGAAUGGCAACGACGCUACACUGAAAUUGUUGCUAUAGAUGCAUUUCACUUCAGACGUUUCCUUGAUCAAUUUGGUCCAGAUAAAAUUAGAAGAGAGCUCAACAAGGCCUACUGUGGCUUCUCUCGACCCAACGUUCCACCUCAGCAUCUCUCUGCAAUAGCCACAGGAAACUGGGGAUGUGGUGCCUUUGGAGGGGACUCCCGAUUAAAAGCCUUAAUUCAGAUACUGGCAGCUGCAGAGGCUGGACGUGAUGUUGUGUAUUUUACCUUUGGAGAUGUGGAGCUGAUGCGGGACAUUUACAGCAUGCAUACUUUUCUCUGUGAGAAGGGCCAAACUAUUGGGGACAUUUAUAGGCUGUUGCUGAGAUACUACAAUGAACAAUGCAGAAACUGUUCUACUUCAGGACCAGAUGUCAAGCUGUACUCUUUCAUAUACAACACCCUUGAGUCCUAUGCACAUUCUACUGAUGAUGAGGAGGAGGAUGAAGAAAAAGGGUUGUGUUUUGAAGAUUAAAGUAAAUGUAUUUGAUCAGAAUAAUGUUUAUCUCCUCCCACUGGUAUAUUGUGUGAAUUGCUGGACAUAAUGAAUGAGCUGGCUUAAUUUAUAUUGACUGCAUUGGUAGUUAUGUAUAACACCCAAACAAAAAACCCCACAAACACCUUUGAGAGAUGAGAUUUAUUUGUUUGAUGGUUUGAUACAUGAAAACCUUGUUCAUGUGUGUACAGAGAAAAAUUCUUUGGUAAGUCUGGUUUGUGUUAUAUCUUGUUAAGUAGAAUAUUUUGGUACAUUUCACUUGAGAUUGCUAAAAGCCUUCAGAUUUCCCUGUACUCCUUUGCCUUUAUUUUUCAGAGCUCUUAUGUAGAUUUCUCAUGGAGGCUUACAGCUGGAGUACAGACAGCCAUGGAACUCCCUGGAUGAUGUUAGAGAGAAGCAUUUUAAUGAUUGUUCUUACUGAAAAUUGU
Molecule: messenger RNA, 3317 nt
Organism: Melozone crissalis (California towhee)
Lineage: Eukaryota; Metazoa; Chordata; Aves; Passeriformes; Passerellidae
Gene: PARG
Product: poly(ADP-ribose) glycohydrolase
Exons: 18
Coding region: 10-2868 (952 amino acids)
Biological process (GO): regulation of DNA repair; ATP generation from poly-ADP-D-ribose; carbohydrate metabolic process
Cellular component (GO): nucleus; cytoplasm
Molecular function (GO): poly(ADP-ribose) glycohydrolase activity
Source: RefSeq, a predicted model, not a curated record